UCCUCAGGGCCUUUAGCCACUCUGGCAGGUGUGUAUCAAGAUGUGAAGGGGCAGAGGCUGGAGGCGCUGUGGAGAGAGGCUGUUUCUUUGUGGACUGAUGGGCUGGUGGAGCUCCUACCUGCUCUGAUGGAAAACCCUCAGCUUAGACCACUCGCUCAGGCCUGUGUCACCACGCUCAGCGCCGCCCUGGAUAUGGGAGGACAGCAAACCUACCACUGGGUGGAGACCAGGUUGGCGAUGGCUCUGUCUGGAGUCAGGAAACGUCUUGCAUCUGUCUACAAAUUCUCCCCGAGCGAGCGUUCAAUGAUCAUAUCAGUGCCAUUGCCAUCGCUGCGCUGGCCCAGGGCAGCCCAGACUGGUCUGGUGGAGAUCCUCCUGGAAGAGUGGCUCCUGGGGCCCCUGCAGACCCUCGCAUCCAUCCGACCAGUAGCCGAACUCUAUCGGCUGAAAAGGAAGAUCAUGGACAGCCCAUUCAUAUAUCAAGCUCUGUUGGUGGCUGAUCAGUUUGUGGUGACAUUCGAUGGUCACCUGUACGAACUCCCGCGCUCCUGUCCUCUGCUCCUCGCUCAGGAUGUCAGCGCUGAGUCCUCAUUCACGCUAAUGCUUGGUUCUCACUCAAACACCUUCCUACUAAUUGGAAUGGAUAACAACACCAUCAACAUUCAGCGAAAUGGACAGGUGAAGGCCAACUGCAACAGCGCUGUAACGCACACUUUUCGCAGUGACAAUGGAGUGACUGUCAGGAGAGGGUCGAACGCCGUUCAGGUUUCCAAUCAGCAUGGAGCGUCAGUGUCAUGUGACCUGCUGUUUCAGGUGUGCAGCUUCACUCUUGAUGGAUGGCUGCACGGCUCGUCCACUGGUCUGUUGGGGACCAAUGACAAUGAAGCAGGAAAUGAUUUCCCUUUGCCUGAUGGAUCUCAAGUUGAGAACAUGGGCAGGUUUUUCCACAGUUGGCAGAUGAAACCAGACUGUAUUAAACCAUCAGGUGUAAAUGAGCACUCUCCAGAAGCAGCCAUCAGCCAUGUGAGCUGUGACUUCCUGUUCUCUUCUCCUGACUCCCCUCUGAGCUCCUGUUUCAGGGUGGUCAGUCCCACUCAGUUCUUGUCUGUUUGUGAGAUGAGCUCCUCCAGAGCUCCCUGCAGACUAGCAUCUGCUUUUGUUCACCUCUGUCAGCAGAACUACAUACCUCUGGAGGUGCCUGUGCAGUGCUUGAAAGUAUGAAGAAGGGAUAAGCUGCUGUGAAGCAAAGACAGAAAUCUAUGACCUCUUUUAGCUGCUAGAUCAAAAUUUUAACUUUUAUACCACUGUUUGUGCUAUGCAUUACAUAUUAUUCUUUAUUUUGUAUUCAAUUUUGUAUUGUUACACAUAAUUACACCUAUAAUAUUGAUACUGUGCCAAUAAUGAGAAUGUGAACAAAUAACUACAGAGAGCAGUUCAUAAGUAACCAUGUGGCCUCGUUUUGUUUUUCUGUGGUCUGUAGUACAAACACUGAAUAUUUUUGUGAUUGCCCUUUGUAAAAAAAACAGUGACUAAUUCUCACAAAUUAACUUUGAUCAUAAAACGAACCAUGUUUGUUUACAUUCAGUGCUUGUAUUGAUUUAUUAUUAAACAGUUUGUCAAAUAUUUA
Molecule: messenger RNA, 1627 nt
Organism: Labrus bergylta (ballan wrasse)
Lineage: Eukaryota; Metazoa; Chordata; Actinopteri; Labriformes; Labridae
Source: RefSeq, a predicted model, not a curated record